UUUGACGAGCACUUGCUCUAAAAGUGCUCUGUCAGUCGCGAUCGCAUCGGUUUUAAUUGUUUUGUGUGUCAUUCAAUAACGGUUACGCAAAAAUGCAUCAGCUUUUGACACUAGUUACGAUGGUGGCAUUCACUACGGUGAUCCACGGCGCUGUGUACCCUUGGGUUCCGUUCGCGUCUUGGUGGGUUCGUGCGCCGGACAAGGAUAUUCCACCAGUUGUCAACGUGCAGCAGUUGGGAGGAAACUACGUUUUCAGCACCGCUGAAGGAAAAGCCUACCAGGCUGUUGCUCCUGCGUCCGUGAUUCAACCACCACUGGCAACUGUACACGUUCAGGCACUCUCCGGUCUAUCGGUUCAAUAUUUACCAUCUGGGCAGGCGAUACUGGUUCCAACGGGAGCAGUGGUAGGCAACGCUGAUCCUGACACUUCAAACUCAUCGGAUGAUGCUGUUGGUCAGGGUACUACCACGGAAAUCAAUGAAAACGAAACAGCGAAUGAACCGGCGGAGAUCAACGACGAAGUGAAUUCAGAACAGCCAGAAGAUCCAGCUCCAGUCACGGAGCAACCGGAAGAUAACGAGGAAACGGAGAGCCAGUAGGUUAAGGUCAAAUUCCAGGAAAACAGUGGUGUUAUAUGUGUUCGGAUUUUUAUAGCUUAUUUAUGCAAUUAUGAAAUACCAAAUCGUUCAUGAAGUCAAAGGUCGAAAGCACAUCAUUUGUGAGUCACUUAGUAGAUGCGCUUUUCUUAUAGCAUUAUAGUGUUUUCCUUGUUAUCAGUACACUGACCUAGUAACGCAUCACUGUGAGCUUAUCUCGGAUGCUUAUUACUCAUUGACGGUUAAAUUGAAGUGAAAUGAAUAGUAUUACACAGAGACGAAGUUUAGGAAUAUGUUUUCGAUUUAUCUUUAAAUAAAUACUAAAUAUAUAAUUAUAUGUAAUACAA
Malaya genurostris is the source of this 943-nucleotide messenger RNA. RefSeq lists its product as uncharacterized. The coding region runs from base 93 to 599 and encodes 168 amino acids. The record is from RefSeq and is a predicted model, not a curated record. The transcript has a single exon. NCBI's taxonomy places the organism in Eukaryota, Metazoa, Arthropoda, Insecta, Diptera, Culicidae.